AUGGCCAUAUUGCAAUGCUUGACGAAAGGCCAAUUGGAUAAGGCCUUGGAUGCCGGGCUUACCGAAGAAACGCCCCUAGGCCAAUUAUGCCGAGAGUUAGGACAAAUGUUGAAGCCGAGGAUAUCGAAAGGGCCGGCACUGGACCAGAUGUACACACGCUGUAUGCUACCGGCCGAAACUCCUAACGAGUAUGCAGCGGAACUGCGGCGCCUCUGCAGAGCAGCCUACCCCUCGGUCUCCGAGACGGACUGCAGUGACGCAGCUCUUCAUUUCUUUGUGAAGAACAUAAAACAUAUGGAGCUACGUCGUUCCCUGCUCCUACAACUACCCCAGAAUUUACAGGAGGCGGUGAGCCGAGUAGAACACUACUCGGAAAUGACAGUUAUCAAAACCGACUACUAA
Molecule: messenger RNA, 402 nt
Organism: Dibothriocephalus latus
Lineage: Eukaryota; Metazoa; Platyhelminthes; Cestoda; Diphyllobothriidea; Diphyllobothriidae
Source: the annotation of a GenBank genome assembly